UUUAAAGAUAAAUUUUAAAUUAAUAACAAGACGAUAAUCUUGCUGUCAAACAAAGGUGCGCACGUGAAGUACAUUCGUAUAUAUAUAUAUAACUGACUCUGCCAAACAUUUCAUACAGAGAUAACUGGACAAUCAUUGAAAUAAGAUAACUACAAAACUGAAAAAGAAAGAAAUGCAAGGAAAUAUGUGGAUAGUUUCUUCUGUUGUGUUAUUGAGUCUGAUCAAUUUUGUUACGGGGCAUGGACGGCUUAUAGACCCUCCAUCUAGAUCUAGUGCACACAAACAUGGAUUCCCCUUAAUACCAGUAAAUACUAUGGAUCAUCAAUUGAAUUGCGGAGGUUUCUGGAAUCAAUGGGGAGUUAAUCAAGGUCGUUGUGGUGUUUGCGGGGAUCCAUAUCAAGGUCCUCGUGAAAACGAGGCUGGCGGGAAAUACGCAACAGGAACAAUAGUACACACUUAUACAGAGAAUGCGCAGAUAAUUGUUGAGCUUGAUAUAACUGUUGCACAUGGUGGAUGGUCGGAAUUCCGAAUUUGUCCCAACAACGACGUACAUAAACCUGUCACGCAACAGUGCUUAGACAAGUUUAUUCUAGCGUCACCUAGUGGCGAUACCAGAUACAUACACCAGCGAAAAAGAGGCACAUUAAGGAUUCCACUUGUUUUACCACCUGGUCUAACAUGCACUCAGUGUGUUUUACAAUGGAAAUGGAACGCUGCCAGUAAUUUCAACUGCGAUCCAAUCACCCACAAAUGCUGUAAGGGUUGUGGCCUGCAAGAACAGUUCUACGGCUGCGCUGAUAUAUCUAUAAUAAAACCAUACAGGCCACCAACAAUCAAACCAUACAACGGACAAUGGGCAUUCAACCAUAUUACAACUGUGAAAUCAGACAGCGCGAAAAUUGCAUCAAAACCUACCACAGUGAAACAAAAUUUCAUUCCUCCGUUUAAUCGUCAAACUCAACCAUAUGGCUUUAUUCCGAUCUUCAAUCGCCGUGGUUAACUGCACGAGGUUCUCUCGCUAACGUCUAUAAUUCAAUGGGCUUUCAAUAAAAAACAUCCUUUUGUAUACAGUUCAUAUUUACAAGUACAUUUUUUGAUGUAUUUUAUAUGAUUUUUGAAGAAGUGUUUAUCUGCAAAGACAAGACUGUUUUACAUUUUACAUUUUGUUAAACGUAUCUAAUAUUGACAGUGAUACUUUAUGUCAUGUCUGAAUGUUUUUCAUGCAUAAUCUAUGUUUUUCUAUUGCCUUUUGUCUUUUGUAUUUUUAUCAUUUUACAAUUUUAUUAAAAAACACUAGUUACAAAA
Molecule: messenger RNA, 1305 nt
Organism: Ruditapes philippinarum (Manila clam)
Lineage: Eukaryota; Metazoa; Mollusca; Bivalvia; Venerida; Veneridae
Exons: 5
Coding region: 173-1000 (275 amino acids)
Source: RefSeq, a predicted model, not a curated record